AGCUGCCUCCUCUCUUUCUCGACCCAUAGCCACAUCCUCGCCCCGCGCUGCGGAGCAUUCAGUCAUUUGCCACUACUCUCACGGCCUCACCAAGCUCUUCCAUGCAAUCCAUGGAGUGUAGCAACAAAAGUGGUGACCGGCGGCUAAUGGACCGCCUCAGCCAGCUGCUCCUCUGUCCGGCCAACACUUUCCUCGGCUCCCGGUACAGCUCAUCCUCGUUGGCCUCCACGGUUUUCACAGCCACCGCUGCCGCCGCCUCCACAACGCUAUCGAUCUCUUCCACUUCCACCACCGCAGCCAACUACACAGGCCGCGCCGAUCCUUUCUCAGCCGCUCUCGACCGCCCUCCUCCCGAGCGCAUGCGCUGUAACAAGGAGCAGCACAAGGAUAAGGGGAAGCUUCAAGAACGCCGUCGGCGGCGCUUCAAGAACGCCGUCGACAAAGACGGCGUCCGGACGCUCUCGUCCAACCCCUACGGCUUCACCUCUUCUGGCGAGGAGGACGAUGGCACCGACGGUUACGGCGACGACGAGGACACAGAGACUUUCUUGUCCUCAAGAAGCCUCUUGUCCUUCGACUCUUCUGGCUUCUACGCGUACAGGAAGCUGCUGAAGCCACCGUCCAAGAACAGGAGCCACCUCGGCCGCCAGGGGAGACGCCGGCGUUGCUGUCGGCGGCCAUCUGCGAGCUGCGUGGAGACGUGCAACGCGAGAUCCGUGAGGGAGCCUGGGUUCCGUCCUCUGGUGAUGACGACGACGGCUACCGCUGCCGCGCUGGAGCAGGUACCGAAGGGGCUGGCCGUGGUGAAGCGGUCACGGGACCCUUACGGCGACUUCCUGGAGUCGAUGGUGGAGAUGAUCAUGGGGCGUCAGGUGUUCGGCGCGGCGGAGCUGCAGCGGCUGCUGCGGUCGUACCUAGCGCUCAACGCGCCACGCUUCCACCCCGUCAUCCUCCAGGCGUUCUCCGAUAUCUGGGUGGUCAUCCACGUGCACGGCGGCUAGCGCCUAACGCUGGCCGCCGGCCGGCGUUGUUAGAUCAAACUGCUUAGAUUGUGCAUGCAUUGACGCAGCUGAACGUAAUUGCAUAGCACUGUAUGCUUGUUGGGAUGUAAAAUGUGGUGUUAACUAGGCUGGUUUGAGCAUCUCCAAGAGUUCUCUCAAAUGUUUGUUUCUAAGAUUAUUGAGGUAUUCAAGUCGCCAAAAUGUACUAAGAGCACAAAAGACCACUUUCUGGACAAUACCAACAACAGGACAUAUCCUAUGGAAUCAUUUGCUCUAGUACACAAAAGCUCUAUAGCGACAGUUUUGUAGCUCUAUUUGUACUAUUGUUCUUUAGUGCCGCCAGUUAUUUUGG
Molecule: messenger RNA, 1353 nt
Organism: Zea mays
Lineage: Eukaryota; Viridiplantae; Streptophyta; Magnoliopsida; Poales; Poaceae
Product: ovate protein
Exons: 1
Coding region: 102-1001 (299 amino acids)
Biological process (GO): negative regulation of DNA-templated transcription
Source: RefSeq, marked provisional